AUGAAGUUACACUCCCUCCUUCCCCUGGCCGCCCUGCUCGCCCCCUCGGCGGCGGCAUUGUUUGGCAUCAAUGACUUCGACUGCGAGCUGACAGAGGAGCACCCGAACCCGGUCGUCCUCCUCCACGGUCUGGGCGCCACCUACUACGAAGACCUGAAUUUCCUGCAAUACUGGCUCCAAACCCAAGGCUACUGCACCUACGCGCAAACCUACGGCGCCUACGACGGCUUCCCGCUGCUGGGCGGCCUGCGCGCCAUCAGCGAAUCCUCCGGCGAGAUCGCCGCGUACAUCCGCGAAGUCGCGGAGAAAACAGGCGCCAAGAAGGUCGAUCUGGUCGGGCAUUCCGAGGGCGGAUUCCAAUCGCUCUACGUCCCGAAAUUCGGGGGGGUCUCGGACCUCGUCGAUAAGAUCGUGGCGAUCGCUCCCCCAACGGGAGGCACGAAUUUCGGCGGCCUGUACAAUCUCGCAUACCUCUUCGGAAAUGUUUCCCGGGAAGUUGUGGGGGAGGUGCUGAGCACGUUUGGCUGUCCCGCGUGUGACGAUCUGGGUCCCGACGGGGCUGCCGUGCAGCGAUUGAAUGAUGGCCAGCCCAUCCUGCAGCCCGGAAACACCCUCACGGUCAUUGUCUCGAAGUACGAUGAGAUGGUUACGCCGCAUUCGACGUCGUGGGUGGACGGCGCCCACAACAUGUACGUGCAGGACAAGUGUCCCCUCGACCCCGUGGGACAUAUCGGCGAGGCGUAUGAUCUGAACGUCUGGAACCUGGUUAAGAAUGCCCUCGAUAGCACGCCGGACAGGGACUUCUUCUGUGUGCUUGGGUCGCCAGGAAAGAUUUGA
Messenger RNA from Aspergillus bombycis, 837 nucleotides. Its product is annotated as esterase/lipase family protein. NCBI's taxonomy places the organism in Eukaryota, Fungi, Ascomycota, Eurotiomycetes, Eurotiales, Aspergillaceae. Bases 1 to 837 code for a protein of 278 amino acids. Gene Ontology annotation, biological process: lipid catabolic process. Gene Ontology annotation, molecular function: lipase activity. The transcript has a single exon. The record is from RefSeq and is a predicted model, not a curated record.